Messenger RNA from Centropristis striata (black sea bass), 1032 nucleotides. RefSeq lists its product as uncharacterized. Lineage: Eukaryota; Metazoa; Chordata; Actinopteri; Perciformes; Serranidae. The record is from RefSeq and is a predicted model, not a curated record. Gene Ontology annotation, cellular component: membrane. The transcript is spliced from 7 exons. The coding region runs from base 109 to 795 and encodes 228 amino acids.
AUUCAGAUGAGCGACAGGAAGCUGUUCUUAUGCUGCUGAAAACAAGACGACAGUCUGUCGCAGUUACAGUGAGUCUGUAACCACCAACCAGUGUUGCAGGUGUGAGACAUGUCCAUCACUGUUGUCCAAGACAAGGGAGUGACUGUGAUCAACCUGGAGAUGGACAGGACGAGCAAGUUGCCGCUGCUGUGUCAGAUCCUCAAGACUCUUUGCUGCAGCAUGCAGAGCUGCUCUCUGUUCAGGAGGGCCAAUGGUCUGAUGGAGUCCAACACAGUCUCAGCUCUCGGGUCCAUACAGAUCAUGGUGGGCCUGUUCAACAUCGGACUGGGACCAGGACGAAUAAGUCUACAUCCUGAGGAUUUUGUACAUUUGGGAGUUGCUUACUGGCUGGGUGGUGUGUUCAUCGUAAGUGGAAUCGUGUCCCUUCUUGCCAACAGGUUCCCCUGUCUCUUCUCGGUGGGCUUUGCUGUGUUGAUGAACAUCAUCGGAUCCAUCUUCUCCAGUAUUGGCAUCAGGCGGUACGCCUUGGACACAGCAGAUAUCUCUACCUUCCAGUUCUGUGACGAGGACAAUCUCCACAGAAACUAUUGCGGAAAUGUGGCUCGCCUCUACAGGCGUCUGGUGAUAGGCAUGGACAUCUCUAUGAUCGUCCUGACCGUUCUUCAGCUGAUUGUCUGCAUCACUGUUACUGUUCUGGGCAUCAGGGUUCUGUUCUACCUGAGGAACAAAGAGCAGGACGCCAGACAUGACCAGCCGGAGAUGAAGGAAGCCCUCCUGACUGGUCCUGUUACUUAAAAUCAAUUCAUAAAUCAUCCAAACGCAAAGAUGUAGAGUGUGAUGAUCAAUGUGGACUUUUAGUAUAUCAGCUUCAAAUAACCAAAAACGGCUUCUUCUUUAUUUUCUUCUUUUUUUAAAUUGAAUUUAAUUAAAAUUUUCAAUUAUGUGAUAAAAAUAAACUUCCGCUCUUAGUUUCUGAAUGAUGCUUUAAAAAACUUUUGUGAAUAAAAGUUAAAAAAAAUAAAAGGGUGAAAA